AUGACGUCGAAUGUGAGAUCCUCGCUGAUAUAUCAGGUUCUGAUGCAUGCGCAUCGAUCAUAUUCGUUUGUGUUCUUCAUUAUGCUCGUUUUUCUUUACUUUUACAAAGGAUCAGUUUUGCCGUACCAGUAUCACGUGCGAGUUCUGGAAUUUUUCAUCAUCUUAGCUUUUGCUCCGAUUGAAGCUAUACGACUUGCAUGGGGAAUUCGUGGAAAUUUAACAGAAACACCAGCCUAUUUGGCAUUUUCACUGCUGCUCAGCGUGCCCGUCCUCUUGAUUCUCAUCUAUCUGGCUCUGUUUCCAAAAUUACGGACGUUCAUUAUUAAAUCGGCAGCAGUUAACACUAGCAUGAGUCAACAAGGAGACUGA
Messenger RNA from Ostertagia ostertagi, 369 nucleotides. NCBI's taxonomy places the organism in Eukaryota, Metazoa, Nematoda, Chromadorea, Rhabditida, Trichostrongylidae. The record is from the annotation of a GenBank genome assembly.